AUGGGACUGCAGAUGGUGGAGCCUGUGAUGCAGACUGGAGUGCAGAUGGCGGAGCUUGUGAUGCAGACUGGACUGCAGAUGGUGGAGCUUGUGAUGCAGACUGGAGCACAGAUGGUGGAGCUUGUGAUGCAGACUGGAGCACAGAUGGUGGAGCUUGUGUGGCCACUCUACUAUAACCAGCUUGCCAUAAACAAGACUCCUAAAAGAAGUGUGGGGAUGGGCACGCCAGCAGGCUUCCCAGCAGCAGCAGUGUGGACAAUGGAUACUGACAUCAGUCCUAUGCACAUGCUCAGCUCUCCACAGUCCUUCACGCAGCAGGCGCUGCCUCUCUGCCAGCAAUGGCUGAACUCCAGUACUCUGGUGGUAGACUCAAUGGCAGUGCAGAUCCAAAACAUUAGCAGAAAUAAUGAGCAAGAAAAUGAUUAUGAAGAGGAUGUUACCACAUUUUCAACAUGUUCACCCUCCCCACAGUCCCCAGCAUUUCAUCACGAACUCAGGAAGACACACAGACAGAGCACAGACAUAUCAGAGGAACCUGAAAGGUCUGUGGACACGGAGGAGGAAGAACCAGGUGCUGAGUCAAGAUCCAGCUUGCCAGAGGUUGAGGGUGAAAGCUCUGAGAACCAGUAUGACGAUUUGUAUGUGUUCAUUCCUGGAAUUGAUGCAGAAAGCAACUCACAAGAGCCUCUUCCAUACUGCAGACCUCCUCCGCCUCCACCCCGAUCAGGGACUGCUGCCUCACAACUAGAAAGACCUCACUUCACCUCACAAGGGAAAAUGGUGGAAGACCAAAUGGAAAGAAGUCAAAACUGGAGUGAUCUCAGUGUGAGACAAGAGACAAGAGAGGAACCCAGCAAAGAAGAAAAGAGAGGAGAUGAAUCACAGAAAGAGGAGGAGGAAGAAAACCCAUAUGCAUUUGCCGAGACUGAUGAUAAUGAGUAUGAUCUGAUCCUGGCCAGUAAGAGCAUAAAGAAAAGAACUGGAAAUCACUCUUUCAUUAUAAACAGACCUCCUGCUCCCACCCCCCGACCCACUCAUAUUCCUUUCAAAGAAGAAACAACACCUUACAUAGCCCAAGUGUUCCAACAAAAGGCAGCCAGAAGACAAUCUGAUGAUGAUAAGUUCUACAGUCUCCCUAAGAAACCAGACAAAGCUUGGAUGGAGGGUCCAACCGUCUCUAGUGCAAAGGGUUAUCUGACCACUGGGCAGGAAGAACUGAUCCUUGGGCAGGAAGAACUGAUCCUCUUACAGGAAAAAGUCAAGAAUGGGAAAAUGUCUGUGGAUGAAGCUCUAGAGAAAUUUAAACGUUGGCAGAUGGGAAAGAGUAGUCUGGAAAUGAUUCAACAGGAAAAACUACGCCAACUACGAGACAACAUUAUUGGGAAAAGGCCAGAAGAUGAAAAUGCCUAUGAUAAACUCACCAUUGUGCACCAUCCAAGUGGUAAUAAUGCCCACAGUGAAAAUACAUUGUACAAUAAUCCCUUCAACAAUAAGUUUCCUGCUCGACUCCAAGUUGAAAAGGAAUUUGGUUUCUGCUGCAAGAAAGAUCACUAAAGAAGAGUAUUAUAAUUAAACUCAAGAAUCUGCAAACAUUUUGGUACCUGGACAAAACAAGACUGCUGGUAGAGUGCUUGCUCUCGGGACUAGUCCACAUGUAGAUGAACACAAAGUGUGCCUUUGAAUUCCAGGAUGUGUCAUCCACAAUUGAUUAGUGCUAUAUGGAGACUCUCAUUCUCAGAAAAUCCAUUCACUUUGCCACUGAAGCACCUAAUUUUCCCAUUUUGAAAAUUAAAGAAAAAAAUCAGCAGAGUUAAAUGCAGUCUGGCAAAAUUAUGGAACUAAACUAUAUAGAUUAUUCAUCCUACUCUUUGCCCCCUUCAAAUAAAAACUUAUUUUAUAUUUGCUUUUUAAAUGACAGCCCACUGCUGGCCUUUCUCACAUUCAAGAAUGUUCUUGUUGCAUUGUGUUUCCAGAUAGCUUCUUUGAUUUAGUGCCUAUUUGCAUGAACCUUUGAAAUGUACUUUAUUUACAUUUUCCUUAGUUGAUGUUUUGUUUCUCAGAGCUAACCAAACACUCUGCCACUGAGCCAUAUCUCCAGCCCUCUCCAUUGAUUUCUAAAGUCAUAUUAAUUUACCAGUGCACACUGGUAUUUCAGAACAUGCAUGCAUCACACAUUGGUUGUAUCCAUCCUGUCCCCUUCCAGAAGGCCCUUUUUCAUGCCUCUCCCCAAGU
Messenger RNA from Onychomys torridus (southern grasshopper mouse), 2232 nucleotides. RefSeq names its product B-cell scaffold protein with ankyrin repeats-like. Gene Ontology annotation, biological process: negative regulation of B cell activation; B cell activation; negative regulation of phosphatidylinositol 3-kinase/protein kinase B signal transduction. The coding region runs from base 1 to 1554 and encodes 517 amino acids. Lineage: Eukaryota; Metazoa; Chordata; Mammalia; Rodentia; Cricetidae. The record is from RefSeq and is a predicted model, not a curated record. The transcript is spliced from 12 exons. Gene Ontology annotation, molecular function: protein tyrosine kinase binding; signaling receptor binding.